GGACUUACCCUAGAGACGAGCCGCCGCUAUAAAAUAGUCUGUGUGUCGUGCUUAGAAAGCGAGACUUCCGCCGCCGCCCGCGCCCCGCCGGAUUCGCACCAUGUCCAAGUCGGGCGAAGAAAUGGCGGAAGCCUCCGCCGCGGAACAGGGCGACCCGCAGCAGCUUGUCGCGAUUGGCGUUGGCGACUUGAAGCAAGCUCUAAAGAAAGAUGAUCCAUUUGACCGAUUGACACAUCGUGAUAAGGCAUUCAUUGAGGCUGCUAAAAUCUUCACCGUGGUGUGUGCUGGUGCUAUCAAUAUGUUGAAUGUUUUCGCCACCACCAUGUCCUACAAUCAUACUGUUAAGGAAUUCAAAAGGGUGCAUGCUGUGGUGAAACACGUUUUCAUAUCGUUGACUAUUGCCAUGUUUCCAUAUACAAUAUGUGUAUCUGGACUUGCUCAUGCAGUAGCACACAAGACUAGAUGGAUCAAUGUGCUGGCCCUGUGCAUGUUGAUCGAAUUGUGCUAUGUCGGUACAAUCUGCACCUUGUGUGGUUACUAUCUCACUGAGACGAGUAAGAAGGUCAUAUUCCCUGUCUCUAGCAUUGUAACUGGGAUUCUCCUCUUCAUCUACUUCAUGAUGUUCCGGCGUCCGGGUCCGAGGAACUGUGGCCCAAAGAAGAAGACUGCGAAGAAGGAUGAAAAGUCUCCGGGGGGUGGUGCCUGAAGAGAGUUGUGCCUGAAGAGUGAACAGAGCUGUGCCUGAUGUCUCGAGUGCUGCGUGAAGAGAGUUUGUGUCUGAUGCGAUGUCUCGGCUGCUACAUGUAAGGAUGAACUAACGGCGAGUAAACUUUGUCUCUGCUUUUUCCAUGAAGUGGUGUACCCACGUCUAAGUCGUGAACUACUUGGUAUGUAGUACGUGUCAAUGCUAGGAUUUGAGUAAAUUUCCACGAAGGUUAUGUGGAGCGAGUUAAUGUUGUAAGUACAUUAUGCGACCUGGGCAUACCAAAUGAAGAAUGUUAAAUUUAAAGGUCA
Molecule: messenger RNA, 1014 nt
Organism: Aegilops tauschii subsp. strangulata
Lineage: Eukaryota; Viridiplantae; Streptophyta; Magnoliopsida; Poales; Poaceae
Source: RefSeq, a predicted model, not a curated record